Siniperca chuatsi (mandarin fish) is the source of this 3389-nucleotide messenger RNA. RefSeq lists its product as uncharacterized. Bases 952 to 1794 code for a protein of 280 amino acids. The transcript is spliced from 4 exons. Gene Ontology annotation, biological process: epidermal cell differentiation; regulation of transcription by RNA polymerase II. The record is from RefSeq and is a predicted model, not a curated record. NCBI's taxonomy places the organism in Eukaryota, Metazoa, Chordata, Actinopteri, Centrarchiformes, Sinipercidae. Gene Ontology annotation, cellular component: nucleus. Gene Ontology annotation, molecular function: RNA polymerase II cis-regulatory region sequence-specific DNA binding; DNA-binding transcription factor activity, RNA polymerase II-specific.
UCUCAGGCUGCAUUUGUAUUUGCCAUGCAGAGUUCAGUGAAAUAAGAUACAUGCAGUUCAUUUUCCUCUUAAGCAUACACUGACUGUGCAGACAAUUAGACAAGGUUGUGCAGUUUACUUUCAAAAUUUCAUUAGCAAAAUUUGUCAACAGAAAUAAUAAUUAUAUAAUAUAAUAAUACAUUAAUAAGUAACAGAUUGGAAAAUGUGCUAGUGAUUUUAAUCCAUACAUCCAUCCAUUUUCUACAUCACCUUUUUCUGUUCAGGGUUGCAGGUUGCAUGUAUGUGCAAUUAUGUAAAAGAAAAAAAACAGUCAAUGGACACCAAGUGCUUGACAUCUUUUCAGAGUGUGUGAAUGGCCUUUGUAUGCAUUUUUAGAAUCUCUGUAAUCCCACCAAACAAUUGCAACAGAAAGAGGCUAAAAAAGAGAAAAGGCUGAUUUACCUAGCAGUUAAGGCUGUGGCUCCUCUGUGCUUGCUCCUGUUACUCAGACCGUGCCCUCUGUCUGGGUUGGGCUUGGUCUGGGUCAAAAAUUUGCAUGCCAAGGGCCACUUGAAUGCGAAGCUCCCUGGCUUCUCACUACCUGACAUGCAAAACCAGUGGGGGACCAGUUAAAAUGGCGCACGCACACAGUCAACACAGGUGUAGUCCAGUCGAAACACUGAGCCUCCUACCCUCCCUUCUCUAGAGCUCUAAAUCUCCACCACUCUUCCCAGAGAAUGUUAUGGAAAUAAGCGCUGUGAUUUUGCUUGGAUACUGUACCUGCAGGUUGUCGAGGGAUGAGGUUUGGAUGUAAGUGUUGGAAGUAAGAUGAUAUCUAGGUUUGUCCAUAACAGAUCAAAAACUAAAAGCAGUGUGGCAAUUGAGUGCAAGGAUCAGAGGUUGAGGGUCAGUUAAAAGACAGAUCAACAGAAGUAGAAGAAAAAGAGGAAUAAGAUUGAGAGAAUUCAAAAGAUGCCACGGUCUUUCCUUGUGAAAAAGAAACGUGGGGCAUGUGGAGCAUGGCAAUGGAAAGAGCCAGAACAGCUUCAGUGGAAAGAAGACACAGUAGUGUGUGAAAAUGCUAAAGAGCAGAUGUCCUCCAGUUCUGACACCCAACAGCCUGCCACUUUACCUCAGCCAGUAGUCACCUUAGGAUGUGGGACAGCAGCAGGAAUGAGAGUGCCAGUACCUUUGGCAGGAUCAGGAGGACCAGGGGCUGACACCAGGCCGGACUGGUCCAUACUGAUGCUCCAAGGCUCCCUCUACCAUUCCAGUGCACUGACACUUGUCAGCAGAGCGAAACCCCGUCCCCGUACUUCCCCCUGCUCAGGGGACUUUGUGUGCUCAGUGUGCCACAAGAUAUUCCCUCUGCAACGCAUGUUGACUCGCCACUUGAAGUGCCACAGCCUGGUGAAGAGACAUCCUUGUCGAUUCUGUGGAAAAGGAUUCAAUGAUACCUUUGACCUCAAGAGGCAUAUGCGAACACACACAGGUAUCCGUCCCUACAAGUGUGAGCUGUGUGAAAAAGCCUUCACACAACGUUGCUCUCUGGAGUCCCAUAUGAGGAAGAUUCACGGUGUUCACCAACAGUAUGCCUACCGUCAGAGACGGUCCAAGAUCUUUGUGUGUGAGGAUUGUGGUUACACCUCAAGCCGCCCUGAUGAGUACUUCCUCCAUGUGAGACAGUGCCACCCCGGCAGUCCUGCCCUCCGCAGGUACUACCGCCGCCAGGCGCAUGAGAACAGCAGCUUUGCAUCAGCAGACCGUAAACUUAACCCCUAUUUGCUGUACUCAUCCCCUGGAUACUACAUGUAGGGCUCAUUCUAAUUGACCUGAACUACAUUAUAUUGUAGCUGUUCCAUAAGCCAUUCAUAAAUGAAAAUAGUUAGUUAGUCAUUAGUUUUAAUUAAGUAUUCAACCGUGUAACACUUAGGUGAUCUAUGUAUGUACCCUUUCUGUGUUCAUUCAGCUGUUUCUGUUUUCAACGAUUGUUUUUAAGUUUUUAAUCGACAUUACUUUUUAUACAGUUUUUUUUUUGCAUUAGUGGGGUUUUUUACGCUAUGUUUACUGUUAAAAAAAAUUAAUAAUAAGAAAAAUAUUAUUACAUAAUAUGUUUUUAUUGUUUCAUUAUGUAUAAAUGCAUUUUCGGUCAAAUUCAGUCGAUUGUUCAGGAAUCAACCGAUCAACCAAAUCAUUCACUGGGAGUCAAGCACUGAGAGUGCACUUUUCUAUUUUACUAGAUGGUUGUGUGGCACUGGCCUGGCCAUCAGGAUAAAUUUUGGGUUGCUUGUGAGUAAACUGAGGUUAGCAGUGUCAUCUGAGAAUUUCACUACAAUUUGAUUGGGUUGGGAGCUGAAAAUCAUUUGUAUGUAGAGUAAACAAAAAGAGUGAACUGACGCAUCCUUGGGAGGCAACCGUAUAUUGCUUACUGCUAUAUCAGAGAGUGCUUAAUUAAUUUACCCUUGUUGUGGACUGUUUGAUAAAAAUAAUACCACUUAAUCAAAAAAGGAUUCACUUUCAACUAAACUAAUUUAAGCAAGAUAUGUGGAUGAAUAGUGUCAAAAGCAGAACUAAAAUCAAGAAAAGGCACUCAUAUAGGCAGAUGCAGCAGAACAUUCUAAGUGAGACACGGUGCAGUAUUGUGGAAAUGGCAUCAUUUGUGCUGUGAUUUCUUAUGUAAGCAAAUUGGUACUGAUCUAGAGACGGCUCCCCCUCCCUACAUAGUUCCUCUGUCAUGAUCUUCUCAUAGGAUUUCAUGACAUUGGAAGUUAAACCCAUUCAGGGCAAGAUUUUUUGGGGACUGGAAUUGUAAUGGAUUUUUUCCUGAGCUCUGGUACUGUGUGUGUAUCUAAAGAGAGCUGCAGUCAAUGACAGGCCGGAGUUCCUCAGCAAAUGUCCUUAAAAGAAGCAGACAUGCCAUCCAGUCGCAUUGCUUUGUUAAUAUCAUAGACUGUAUAAAACAUGGACAUAGUGUCCGUGACAUCACUCAUAGGUUUCUGAAGAGCCAUUGUGAAGCUCAAAAUAGGCGGCUCUUGGCAGUCCCCGACUCCGGCUAAUCCAAUAAUGGGCAAAGAGGUCGAGCUGAGGUGGGCUGAAUGAAGCCUGGUUGUUGAACCAUCUAGCGGCAAGCCACCUGUUAGGGCAUCCACCUGUCACUCAAAGCGGCCACGUCCUCAAUUAUGUGUAACUUUAAGCCUUAAUAUAAUUUCAAUGGGUGAAUAAUAAUUCACCCCCCUCACAGUUGACAUGAAGGGGAAAAUAGUUAUGGAGACCAAAACUGAUUUUUGUACCUGGCUGUAAACCUGUCUUUCUGCUGUAAAGUUGGACAUUUUAACAUGGGGCUCGAAUGGGGAUUGACUCGCUUUUGGAGCCAGCCUCAAGUGGCCAUUCGAGGAACUGCAGUUUUUGGC